Adineta steineri is the source of this 920-nucleotide messenger RNA. Lineage: Eukaryota; Metazoa; Rotifera; Eurotatoria; Adinetida; Adinetidae. The record is from the annotation of a GenBank genome assembly.
CACGAAUAUUAGAACAAUCAAAAGCAUAUAAUCGGCAUUUUGCCGUGUUAUGUGGUUGUUAUCCCUCAAUCGAUGUAAUUGAAUGUCUUCGUAACAAAAGUGCUGCAGACAUUCUUAAAUAUUCGAGUCUAAUUAAGUAUGAUGUACCAACAUACUUAAAUAAACCACUUACUGUUGGUUUACCAUGGGACGCUACCUUAAAUCUUCCUUCAUUUUACCUACAGUAUGGUAAUGUGGAUUUUAUCAAUCGGUAUGCUUCUCAAAUUACUAUACCAGUUAUUUGGGGCAUUGAUAAAGAUGAAGGCACAUUGUUUAUUGAUGAAGCAGUAAACAAAUCGGUUUCACUUUAUUAUCUUAUAGCUAAAGGAAUCGUUGGUUUUUUAUGGUUUCCACAAAAUGUAGAUAAAAUAUCAGAACUUUAUAAAAUUAAUAAUCCACUCCAGGCAGACUAUCAUGAUACACUUGCUCAAAUUCUUGGUGAUUAUGCAUUCACUUGUCCUAUGCGUAGUAUGAGUAGAUCACUUACACUUGCUGGCAAUGCAAAUAUAUAUUUAUACGUUUUUGAUUAUAUUAUUCAGGCAGUUGAAUUACUUUAUGGUUCAUCACAUUGGGCCCCAGAUUGUUAUUGUCAUGUAUGUCAUAAGAGUGAAAUGCCAUUUGUUUUUAAUCCACCAAAUGUAUCAACUAUUUUAUUUACUGCUGCAGAAGAAACCUUUGCUCAAUCGAUUGGAUGUCGUUGGACAAAUUUUGGAAAAACAGGAAAUCCCAAUAGUUUAUCAUGCGCUUCACCUACAUGGAAUACGUUUUCAAUAAACACCAACACAAGUCUUAAUCUUACAUUAGAUACUACAGGAUAUGUCAGCAAUUACCGUGGAAAUCCAUUUUGUGAUUUCUGGGAUAAUCUAGGUUAUACUUUCUAA